AUGUCGUCUUCAUCAGUCGCAUCUUUAAAUACCAAUUCCUUAUCCGAUACAUCUUCCCACCACCAAAAUCACUAUCACAACCACACCUCAACGUCAUCCCAUAGAGUGAUCGUUGUAGGCUCUGGGCUCGCAGGACUCACAGCGUCCACAGAGCUCAUUUCACGAGAUAUCCCAGUUCACAUCCUCGAACGACAAGCCAAGCCCGGCGGUAACAGUAUCAAAGCCUCCAGCGGCAUCAAUGGUGUACCGACUCGCUAUCAAAUCCCAGGAUCCGACUCCAUAGAGAAUUUCUACAGCGAUACACUGAAAUCUGCUGGCGAGAAGCUCCUCAGUGACAAGACAACCGGCGAGACGCGUGAGAAAAUCAUCUCCACACUGACAUACUCAUCACAAUCAGCUAUCAAUUGGCUAGUUGACGAGCAAGGUAUCGAUCUCUCUAAGGUUGCCCAGUUGGGUGGCCACUCGAAAGCCAGAACCCAUCGCGGUACCGGCAACACACCCCCUGGUGCGAGCAUCGUGCUAACUCUCCUGAAGAAGUUAAAAGAGAGUCCGUUAGUGAAGCUCGACACUGGCGUCACGGUGACAGAAGUGUUGAAGCGUGAUGAAAGAGUCGUGGGUGUCAAGGUUAGGCGAGAAGGCGCUGCGGCUGAUGCGGUGGAAGAGACCGAGACGAUCGAUGGUCCCGUCAUCUUUGCAUCGGGCGGCUUCGCGGGCGACUCGCAAGGUUAUCUGAAAAGGUUCAGGCCAGAUCUUGCGGGAUUCCCGAGCACAAAUGAGGCGUUGCCUGGUAGUCAGGGAUUGUUGACCGAUGUUGGCGCUCAGUUGCUUGACAUGGAUCAGGUCCAGGUCCAUCCAACCGGUUUUGUAGAUCCGAAUGAUAGAUUCAAGACGACGAAGUUCCUCGCUGCCGAGGUUCUCAGGGGAGAAGGUGGCAUCUUGCUAGACAGCACCGGCAAGCGCUUCAUCGACGAGUUGCAGACACGGAAGGUCGUCACAGACACAAUUACCCAGAAGACGGAACCGAGCGAGAUCGAACCCCUAAAGCAAUGGGGGAUCACACUUGUAUUAGAAGAAGGCGUCUAUCAAGCUGCGAAAAGUCAUAUCGAUUUUUAUAUCUGGAAGGGUCUCAUGAGGAAGGCGACGAUCGGCGAGCUUGGAGACAUGAGCAACACGGCUUUAGCAACCAUCAAGCAGUAUGCCCGCAUCGCCGCUGGCACCACACAAGACCCGUUAGGCCGCACCUCGUUCGGGCACUGGGCGCUCGAGAACCCGACCGAGUCCUCGACCAUCUACAUCGGCACAGUGACGCCCGUCGUGCACUACACGAUGGGCGGCGUGGGCUUCAACACCGAAGCUGAGGUGCUGAACGCCCGCAACCGACCCAUCACGGGACUCUGGGCCGCCGGCGAGAUCACUGGUGGUCUGCAUGGCGCGAAUCGUCUGGGUGGCAGCUCUCUACUGGAGUGUGUUGUCUUCGGUCGCAUUGCGGCCGCCAAUGCGGCGAGAUAUGUCGAGGACAGAGAUCGUGAUACGCCCAUAGAAGACGGUGAUUGUUGUUGGGAAAGUCGUUGA
Exophiala bonariae is the source of this 1572-nucleotide messenger RNA. RefSeq lists its product as uncharacterized. The transcript has a single exon. Lineage: Eukaryota; Fungi; Ascomycota; Eurotiomycetes; Chaetothyriales; Herpotrichiellaceae. Gene Ontology annotation, molecular function: oxidoreductase activity; FMN binding. The coding region runs from base 1 to 1572 and encodes 523 amino acids. The record is from RefSeq and is a predicted model, not a curated record.